UGCUUGUUAUCGAUGUACUAUCGACAUCGGCACUUGCCAAUGAUCGCUGUUAGUUUUUCUGCGUGUGCUAAGCGAAGGUUUGUGUAUAUAAAUCGUUGCAUAAAUCGUCAGCGAUCCACGACAGUCACAACAAGAUGUCAAGCACCAAGAAUGUAUCUCAGUCGUGCCAUGUGCGCAUUGCUGCUGAAAACUGCUGCUCGCAGCAGCAACAGGUGGAGGCUGACGAUGCGCCCACGUUGACGUCGACAGCGACGACGACAUUAUCCAUUAGCGAGAGCAAGGAAUUAACCGGUUUGACACACGAAUGCGGAGUCUUCGGAGCCAUUGCCUGUGGCGAUUGGCCUACACAGAUCGAUAUUGCGCACGUGAUUUGCUUGGGACUGGUUGCGUUGCAGCAUCGCGGCCAGGAGUCGGCGGGCAUUGUGACUAGCGAGGGCAAGAGCUCUAAGAACUUCAAUGUGCACAAGGGUAUGGGCAUGAUCAGCACGCUCUUCAACGACGACUCAAUAAAGAAGCUGCGUGGCAACCUGGGCAUUGGUCAUACCCGGUACUCCACGGCUGGUGGCUCAGAGUCAGUUAAUUGCCAGCCGUUUGUGGUGCACACAGCGCAUGGAACAAUGGCAUUGGCCCACAACGGCGAGCUGGUCAACAAUGAAUCUCUGCGCCGCGAAGUCUUGGGUCGUGGCGUUGGACUGUCCACGCACAGCGACAGUGAAUUGAUUGCUCAAUCGCUGUGCUGUGCUCCCGAAGGAGUCUCGGAACACAACGGACCCAAUUGGCCGGCACGCAUUCGUCACUUUAUGACGCUGGCACCUUUAUCCUAUUCGCUGGUCAUCAUGCUUAAGGACAAGAUCUAUGGAGUCCGCGACACCUAUGGAAAUCGACCCUUAUGCAUUGGCAAAAUUGUCCCAAUUAAUUCGGGACACACGAGCAACAGCACAGAGACUCCUGCCGAUGGAUGGGUGGUGUCCAGUGAGAGCUGCGGCUUUCUUUCGAUUGGCGCACGCUACGAACGCGAAGUGGAGCCUGGCGAGAUUGUUGAGCUGACACGCAACGGCUAUCGCACAGUGGACAUUGUGGAGCGACCCGAUUUUAAGCGUAUGGCUUUCUGCAUCUUCGAGUAUGUUUACUUUGCGCGUGGCGACAGCAUCUUCGAGGGUCAGAUGGUGUACUCGGUGCGCCUGGAGUGUGGCCGCCAGCUGUGGCGUGAGGCACCUGUCGAAGCUGACAUUGUGAGUUCAGUGCCCGAAUCGGGCACAGCAGCAGCACAUGGUUAUGCCAGAGAGUCAAAUCUGGAGUUUGCCGAGGUAUUGUGCCGCAACCGCUAUGUCGGACGUACCUUUAUUCAGCCCUCGACGCGUCUGCGACAACUGGGCGUGGCCAAAAAGUUUGGCGCACUGUCGGAAAAUGUGACUGGCAAGCGUUUGGUUCUCAUCGACGAUUCUAUUGUGCGUGGCAACACGAUUGGACCCAUCAUUAAGCUUCUGCGUGAUGCUGGAGCACGAGAGGUGCACAUUCGUAUUGCGAGUCCACCGCUGCAAUAUGCCUGCUACAUGGGCAUCAAUAUACCCACGCGCGAGGAAUUGAUCGCCAACCAGAUGAACGCCCAGCAGUUGGCGCGUCACGUGGGUGCCGACAGUCUGGCCUAUCUGAGUGUCGCCGGCUUGGUGCAAACAGUACAGCGCAAGCAUAUUGCAUCUACGAAGCCAACUGGCCACUGCACUGCUUGCUUGACGGGUGAAUAUCCUGGUGGUCUGCCCGACGAACUAAGCUGGUAGACAGCCAAGUCUUUAUUAAUAUAUAAAUAUAUACCUCCCGAAGCAUAUAGAUAUCGUAAACUACAGUAUCAUGCCAAUGAGUGCUCGAAAUUACUGUCACAAAAUACUAUACUAUAUGUUCACAACUAUGUAUGUAUCUGCACUUUUGCAUUUAACACCUUCUUGAGGAGCAUUUUGAAUCCAUUUCCAUUUUGAACUCUCUUCUAAAGCGUAUACAAUAAUUCUUAAGUUCAAAUUAUACACUUUAUAUUAAGAUUAAGUAGCUCUUCAGUGAAAAGCGGUUUCUUUUCCUAAAAAGACAUAACAUAAAUAGUCUUCAAUAUUUCCACCGAAUGAUUAAUAAUUAUACAAUUGUUAUCAUUUAUUGUUUAGCUUUAAAAUUCAUGAUUGCCAAUAAUAAAUGACAUUUAGCACAUUCAUUUCAAUAUCAAUAUCAACACUAGGUGGGCUCAGGCCAAGGUGCUCUGCAAUUCGCAUGCCCAAGCUCACAUCUAGUUCAGCAGAGUUGAAAACGAAAACCAGUUGUGAAAUUCGAGAAUAUGAUAUCGGGAAAAUGAGUUCAAUUUGUUGCACAUUGAAUAAUUCAGCUAACCAUAUUAGAUUUCAUUGCUUUACUGUUUAUUGAUAAUAAAGUACAACCUCAAAAUCGUCAU
Messenger RNA from Drosophila albomicans, 2431 nucleotides. RefSeq names its product amidophosphoribosyltransferase. NCBI's taxonomy places the organism in Eukaryota, Metazoa, Arthropoda, Insecta, Diptera, Drosophilidae. Gene Ontology annotation, biological process: purine nucleobase biosynthetic process; purine nucleotide biosynthetic process. Bases 135 to 1778 code for a protein of 547 amino acids. Gene Ontology annotation, molecular function: amidophosphoribosyltransferase activity. The transcript is spliced from 2 exons. The record is from RefSeq and is a predicted model, not a curated record.